AUGAGACUGCUCAUUGUGCUCACCGCACUUCUCGUCCCCUAUUCCCUCCAUGCACAGCUCUCCGAAGACUCUUCUGAAUUAGAGUUUGGCGGACAACCACCUCGUCCAUCACCAGAUGGACCUCCAUUCCCCCGUUUCUUGAUGCAUGUGCCGAGAUUUGCGAGAAAAGAGUUUUUCGAUAUUGUGAGCAAUGAGCAACUCUCUCAAAAUCAACAGAACGAGCAGCUAACCAUUUGGGCGAAAGCAUUCAAUGUUUCUGACGAAUUCAACACUUGGGCGAAACAAGUACAAGAGCAGAAAGAGGCAGUGAGUCAGAAUGUGCAAGCGGUUGUUGCCAACAUUUCCACAGUUUACAACCAAUUGGAGGAGAUUCUCUCAAACACUAAUUUAACCCGACGUGACCAGCACGAUCAGAUUCGUAAACUUGGAGUCACUUUCCCAAGAGAAGUUCGUACCUUGUUCUUUAUUGCUCGCAACUACCGCCCAGAAAGCAAGACUCCAGUUUUUGGUCUCGAACAAGGAGUGCGCGUGGGGAUGAAACCACAAAACUCUAUAAACCCAUUCCGAUUCCAACAGAACCAACCAUCGCAGUCAAUGAUGAUGUUUGCCCCACCACCGCCAUUCAUGUUCGGUAGAAUGAAUCAAUUUAAUCGGCAAGGUGGACCUCAAAGUGAUUUCUCCGGUAGACUAGGACCACAAGGUGGUCGUGGAGGACAGAAACCAGAUUUUGGACCCCAAUCUCAACAAGGAGGCCGUGGUGGACGUGACCAAAACCCUGAGAAUGAUUUCUCAGAAGUAGGAGGUCGCGGAAGACAGAAUCAACAAGGAGAAGGCUUUGGAUCUCAGGACAACCAGAACAUGGGAUCUCAGUUUGCCAAGAGACAGUUCUCACGUGGUCCACGUAAGGAUAUGAACUCUGAUUCUACUGAAGACUCAAAUAACAACAACAACUUUGAUUCUCAAAAUAGUUUGAGCAGAAGAGGACCAGGAUCUCAGGGUGGGCGUAGAGGACAAGGACCAGACUUCGGACCAUCCGAUGACUUCCCAGACCGUAGAGCACCAGGAGGACCACCAGGAAGACGUGGAGGACGUGGAGGACAGGGACCAUCCGACGAUUUUCCAGAUCGCAGAGGACCAGGAGAUUCAGGACGUGGAGGACGUGGCGGACAAGGACCAGACUUCGGACCGUCUGAUGACUUCCCAGAUCGCAGAGGACCAGGAGGACCAGGACGUGGAGGACGUGGCGGACAGGCGCCAGACUUCGGACCAUCCCAUGACUUCCCAGACCGUAGAGGACCAGGAGGACCACCAGGAGGACGUGGAGGACAAGGACCAGACUUCGGACCAUCCGAUGACUUCCCAGACCGUAGAGGACCAGGAGGACCACCAGGAGGACGUGGAGGACGGGGAGGACAGGGACCAGACUUCGGACCACAAGACGACUUCCCAGAUCGUAGAGGACCAGGAGGACCAGGACGGGGAGGACGUGAAGGACAGGGACCAUCCGACGAUUUCCCAAACCGUAGAGGACCAGGAGGACCAGGACGUGGAAGCCGUGGAGGACAAGGACCAGACUUUGGACCAUCUGGUGAUUUCCCAGACCGCAGAGGACCAGGAGGACCACCAGGAGGACGUGGAAGCCGUGGAGGACAAGGACCAGACUUCGGACCGUCCGGUGAUUUCCCAGACCGUAGAGGACCAGGAGGACCACCAGGAGGCCGCGGUGGACGUGGAGGACAGGGACCAUCCGACGAUUUCCCAAACCGUAGAGGACCAGGAGGACCACCAGGAGAACGUGGAGGGCGUGGAGGACAGGGACCAGACUUCGGACCGUCCGGUGAUUUCCCAGACCGUAGAGGACCAGGAGGACCACCAGGAGGACGUGGAGGACGGGGAGGACAGGGACCAUCCGACGAUUUCCCAAACCGUAGAGGACAAGGAGGACCACCAGGAGGACGUGGAGGACAGGGACCAGACUUCGGACCACAAGACGACUUCCCAGAUCGUAGAGGACCAGGAGGACCAGGACGGGGAGGACGUGAAGGACAGGGACCAUCCGACGAUUUCCCAAACCGUAGAGGACCAGGAGGACCAGGACGUGGAAGCCGUGGAGGACAAGGACCAGACUUUGGACCAUCUGGUGAUUUCCCAGACCGCAGAGGACCAGGAGGACCACCAGGAGGACGUGGAAGCCGUGGAGGACAAGGACCAGACUUCGGACCGUCCGGUGAUUUCCCAGACCGUAGAGGACCAGGAGGACCACCAGGAGGCCGCGGUGGACGUGGAGGACAGGGACCAUCCGACGAUUUCCCAAACCGUAGAGGACCAGGAGGACCACCAGGAGAACGUGGAGGGCGUGGAGGACAGGGACCAGACUUCGGACCGUCCGGUGAUUUCCCAGACCGUAGAGGACCAGGAGGACCACCAGGAGGACGUGGAGGACGGGGAGGACAGGGACCAUCCGACGAUUUCCCAAACCGUAGAGGACAAGGAGGACCACCAGGAGGACGUGGAGGACAGGGACCACAUUUCGGACCACAAGACGACUUCCCAGACCGUAGAGGACCAGGAGGACCAGGACGUGGAGGACAGGGACCAGACUUCGGACCAUCUGAUGAUUUCCCAGACCGUAGAGGACCAGGAGGACCACAAGGAGGACGUGGAGGACAAGGACCAGACUUCGGGCCGUCUGGUGAUUUCCCAGACCGAAGAGGACCAGGAGGACCACCAGGAGGCCGCGGACAAGGCCCAGAUUUUGGACCAGGAUCUCAAAGAGGUCAAAACGGUCGUCAAUUCGAUGAAUCCGCCCCAUAUCAGAAAUAUUUCGAACGUCAAAUGAACUCAGGAAUGCGAUUUGAUCAGUCGUCAGGAUUCGGAAUGCGCAGACAAUCUUCUCAACAGGAGAACGAAGUCGCCAACGAUCAAUAA
Caenorhabditis remanei is the source of this 2928-nucleotide messenger RNA. RefSeq lists its product as uncharacterized. The transcript is spliced from 3 exons. Bases 1 to 2928 code for a protein of 975 amino acids. Lineage: Eukaryota; Metazoa; Nematoda; Chromadorea; Rhabditida; Rhabditidae. The record is from RefSeq and is a predicted model, not a curated record.